AUGUGCUACGGCGACUCAGUCUUCAUAACCUGCCCCCGCUGUAACACCACAGAGCAGAUUUUCGAACAACAGGGCGUCUGCCCCUUUGGCUCUUCUCCACCAGAGACCUGGUGGAUUCUCCCCUGUGUCAUACUCGGAGAGUUCUCGCUCAAUGAGCCUUGCAACUCAUGCUCCCAUCUCUUCAACUGGUUCGACAAUCUCGCUUCGCCGACUUCUCAGAUUUCUCUGACUGACUCUACGAAUGGCGACGACUCCGCUCUUCUCAAGAACUCAAAUCACGAAGAUGUUUGUAAUUGUAGUUAUUUGGCUUCCGUGUCAUCAGAGGAAUCCUACACAGACGACCCUGAAGAACACCUCCACCUCAUCUGCACAUGGUACGAGGACAUCGAGCACCACCUCAACUCCAUCCGCCGCUCAAUCCCCUCCAUACGCACCCGCUGCAUCGCCACCAAAAACGUCGCUCUGAUCCUCAAACUCGGUCUCCUCGAAGCCAGCAUCGAAACCACACUCACUGAAUCCCUGCAACAACUCGAAUAUAUCAUUGAACUUUCUACUUGGUUGCGCCUAUGCGCCGGAGGAGAAAAUGAUGAUGUUGAGCCUGAUGAUAUCCGAUCUGCGCUUUUUGAGAUGAGGAUGAACUAUUGUGAUUUGUGUAGUGAUGAGGGGUGUGCUGAUGCUGUUACUAAAGGGUUCGGGGUUGCGGUUGGUGAGGUUUGGGGUGCUUUGGAAGCUGCUGAGGAGGUGUGCAGAAGGGAAGCUGUGAUUUAUGGUGUUGGACUUGAGGUUCCUGAGACGAAGGAGAAGAGGAAAUCUUUCGUUGAUAGAGUUCUUAGUAUGAUUGUGGCUUGA
This is a messenger RNA of Aureobasidium namibiae CBS 147.97, 849 nucleotides long. RefSeq lists its product as uncharacterized. The coding region runs from base 1 to 849 and encodes 282 amino acids. The record is from RefSeq and is a predicted model, not a curated record. The transcript has a single exon. NCBI's taxonomy places the organism in Eukaryota, Fungi, Ascomycota, Dothideomycetes, Dothideales, Saccotheciaceae.